Brassica rapa (field mustard) is the source of this 450-nucleotide messenger RNA. RefSeq lists its product as uncharacterized. Lineage: Eukaryota; Viridiplantae; Streptophyta; Magnoliopsida; Brassicales; Brassicaceae. Gene Ontology annotation, molecular function: zinc ion binding. The record is from RefSeq and is a predicted model, not a curated record.
AUGACAAAGAACAUGGCAACUGUGAAAGGGAGCAAGAUAAAUGCGGUUUCUAGCUGGAACAGUGAAAUUGUUGGGAAGUUUGCCAGGAAAGACAAGGUUAUGCUAUCUGAGAAAAAGUGUAGUUGUAAGUAUUUUGAUUAUAUCAAAAUACCUUGCGGCCAUGCUAUGAUUGCAGUAGACGGGCUUGGUGUGCCUUACGACACACUAUGUGGGGAUUGGUACAAAACAUCAGUAUGGAGGGAGACAUAUGCAGGCUUUAUCAGUCCAAAGAGUGAUCUUAGGGAUGUUAACAUACUAGAAAGAGUUAGCAGUAUGAUCAUGUACCCUCCUAAUACAAAAAGGCAAGUCGUUCGCGAUCACAAAACACGCAUACCGUUCACAGGCGAGAUAUGGGUGAUGGCUCCAAAGAAGAAAGUAGUCGCUAAUAGAUGUGGGAGGUAUAGAGGGUAA